Messenger RNA from Poeciliopsis prolifica (blackstripe livebearer), 4118 nucleotides. It is a transcript of the gene ighd, whose product is annotated as immunoglobulin heavy constant delta. Bases 1 to 3882 code for a protein of 1293 amino acids. The record is from RefSeq and is a predicted model, not a curated record. The transcript has 16 exons. Lineage: Eukaryota; Metazoa; Chordata; Actinopteri; Cyprinodontiformes; Poeciliidae.
AUGUUUCGUGCUGCUCUGUUCUUGUUCCUAGCAGCUGCAGCAGAAGUGAAGUGUGAGCAGCUGACACAGCCAGUCUCUGUGACUGUGCAGCCGGGUCAACCUCUGACCAUCAGCUGUCAGGUCUCUUAUUCUGUUACCAGCUACUGGACAGCUUGGAUCAGACAGUCUGCAGGGAAAGGACUGGAAUGGAUUGGAGAUGCAAAAGGAUCUUCAACAGAUUACAAAGAUUCUCUCAGAAACAAGUUUAGCAUUUCCACAGAAUCCUCCAGUAACACAGUGACUCUGAAAGGACAGAAUUUGCAGCCUGAAGACACUGCUGUGUAUUACUGUGCGAGACUCCACAGUGACUACUUCGACUACUGGGGGAAAGGAACACAAGUCACAGUGACUUCUGCCAUUCAGAGUGCUCCUACUGUGUUUCCUCUGGCUCCAUGUGGUUCUGGUGGUAGUGACAUGGUCACCCUCGGCUGCCUUGCCACCGGUUUCAAUCCCUCUUCCAUCACCUUCUCAUGGGAAAAAGGCAGUACUGCUUUGAACAACGUCAUCCAGUACCCUUCAAUCCAGAAAGGCAAUGAAUACAUGGGAAUCAGUCAGGUUCAAGUCAGCAGACAAGACUGGGAAGCAAAACAAUCCUUCAAAUGCAUUGCAAAUCACCCUGCAGGACAACGACAUGCUUCAAUCAUGAUACAAACUUUACGGAUGAUCCCCCCAAAACUCACCUUGUACCCUGUUUGGGAUGGAGAAGUCAAGAUUUCAGAUGUCAGACUUAUCUGUGCUUUGAGUGACUAUUUUCCCAAGGACAUAUCUGUGCAGUGGUACAAAGAGGAGCAGCUUUUAACAAGCAAACAAACUGUGAGAAAUUUUAUAAGUGCAAAUGAGGAGAACACAACCUACAGUCAAACCACAGAGAUCAUUCCAGAAAAGGAAGAAUGGAUGAAAGGAUCAAUGUUUAGAUGCAAGUCUACUCACAUCGCCAAAAAUUUGACAGAAACAAUAAACAUUUGUCAGAUCUAUGGAAAAGACUCUCCUCCCAUUUAUAUGGAGAUCCCAAAUUUCCUGAAAGUAAUGACAGAGUCUGAAGUGGAAGCAAAGUGUUCCAUCUACACUGCGCUUAAUGCAAAACUGACCUGGGUAAUGGACGGGGUUCCAGUAGAGGAUGCAACAUAUUUUCUUCUAACAAGAAACGAAACGUUUGUGAGCACUACCCUGAAGGUUCCAUCAGAGACAUGGGCAAAGAAGAAACAAAUUCAGUGUAAAGCUGAACAUCUGUGUUUCUCAGCUACGAAGACCAUGAAUAUUUCAGGGCCUUCAGUUGGACGUCCACAAGUGGAGAUCAGAAGGUCCUUGUCAAAGCUGCUGAAGGGAGAAAGUGCCGUUUUCCAGUGUGACGUGUCACAGCUCUCCCCUCAGGAUCUCUUUAUUACAUUUCAAGUGAACGGAGCUGCCACUUUGCAAAAGGAUUAUAUAGAUCUUCCUGAAGAAUCCGGCCCUUAUUCAGUCAGUAGAAGUUUCUCUGUUCCUACAGAGUCCUGGAAAAUUGACACAAAUGUCUCGUGCAGCGUGAACCAAGGCUUCUCCAGCAGUACCUUCAAGUCAAAUUUGAUGAGCAGAAUUUUUGUGAACCCCUCUGUGGAACUCCUGUUGGUCCCAAGUGGAGCAUCAGGUCAACAAACGCUCUUGUGUUCUGGAUGGGGCUUCGACCCACAGAUUGAAUGGUUUAAUGGCUACAUGCAAAUAAAAACAACAAAUCAUGACAUCAGCAUGGAUGCGAAUGGACUUGUUGCCGUGACAAGUCAACUGAAAGUUGCUCAGACAGAGUGGAAAUCAGGAAAGGCCUUCACAUGUAAAGUGUCUGACAAAUCUCUUAGUGCAGAGGUCAGAAAGGAAAUCAGUGUCUGCUCAGCUUGUUCAAGCCCUCCUCCAAACAUUCAAUUGGAGAUUCCAAACUCUAAUACAGUGACGACAGGAUCUGUGAAAGUUACAUGUUUGGUUCACACUGCUUUUCAUGCCAAAGUCACUUGGCUGCUAAAUGGAAAUAUUCAUGAAGGACGUUCAAGGACUCAACUUCGAAACGAGACACAUUUAGUCGUUGAUGUGAGAGUUCCUUUAGCAAAGUGGAGCCAACUGAAGACCAUAACAUGCAGAGUAGAACAUGCAUGUUUUUCACCCACCGAAAAGACAGCAAAAGUAGCAGGGCCUUCAGUUGGACGUCCACAGGUGGAGAUCAGAAGGUCCUUGUCAAAGCUGCUGAAGGGAGAAAGUGCCGUUUUCCAGUGUGACGUGUCACAGCUCUCCCCGCAGGAUCUCUUUAUUACAUUUCAAGUGAACGGAGCUGACACUUUGCAAAAGGAUUAUAUAGAUCUUCCUGAAGAAUCCGGCCCUUAUUCAGUCAGUAGAAGUUUCUCUGUUCCUACAAAGUCCUGGAAAAUUGACACAAAUGUCUCAUGCAGAGUGAACCAAGGCAGCAGUACCUUCAAGUCAAAUUUGAUGAGCAGAAUUUUUGUGGAACCCUCAGUGGAAGUUCAUCCUGUUCCCAGUGAAGGAUCUGAGCAACAAAUAUUAGCGUGUUCCGGAUGGGGCUUCAACCCAAACAUCAAAUGGUUUAACAGGUCAAAGGAAAUAAACCCAUCAAAUUCAGACACCAGUAUGAAUAACAAUGGUCAUGUUGCUGUGAUGAGUCAACUGCAUGUUGAUCAUGCAGAGUGGAAAAGAGGAGUGGUUUUUACAUGUGAAGUGUCUGACAGUUCUCUAAGGAAAAAUGUCAAAAAGGAUAUCAGUAUCUGUUCAGUUACGCCAAAGUCUUCUCAUUCGGUUGGAGUCUAUAUUCAGAGACCUAAACUAGAGGAGCUACAAAAGAGGGGACGGGUGACUGUUACAUGUCUUUUUGUUGGGACUAGUCUUUGUGAUUUCUCAAUAAACUGGAAAGUAGGUGACCAGGAAGCUUCCCCAAGUAAUAUCAAUAUGGAAAUACCUGUGAGUCACAACAAUGGAACGGAAACUUUGCACAGCUCGCUCUAUGUGUCAGCAGAGGACUGGCACUCAAAUAAGCAAGUGUCUUGCGAGGGAAAACAUCUGUGUUCCAACAAAAGUUAUGAAGACUAUAUCAGAAAAAGUACAGAUCUGUACCGGCCAGUUCUGAGGAUAAUGGAGCCAACUUUUGAUGAGUUGUAUAAAUCUGACAGCAUCAUCCUUACUUGCUUAGUUUCAGCAUUUUUUCCAUCUGACAUCAUUGUUCAGUGGAGAGAAAAUGGCCAACAACUCCCAGCAUCUCUCUAUGUUAACAGUCCUUCAUGGAAAGAACCAGGAAGACUCUAUUUUUCAAUGAGGAGCAGACUAAAUGUAACUAAGGCAGAGAACAAUAACUCAACUUACUCUUGUGUUGUCAGACAUGAAUCCUCUGAGUCUCCAUUUGAAACCAGCAUAAGUGACGUGUUUGCCUCUGUGAGCUUCACCAAACCCUCAGCCGUCUUGCUCCAGGGGGAGAACGAACUCAUGUGUCUGGUCUCGGGCUUCAACCCAAAAUCCAUCAAUAUCACUUGGUUCCGCAGCGAAACCACAGAGCUGUCGGACUACAACACGACCGAGCCCUACAUAGGCCCAGAUAGGAAAUUUAGAAUUCUUAGUCGCCUUCGCCUUGCACCGAUUGACACCUUACCUGGCGUGAUUAUCACCUGUCGGGUGACACAUGAAGGCACCACCAUCUCAGUAAACAUGUCCAAACCAGACACUCUGGAGAACUGUAACUUCUUUGAUACUAUCAAGGACAUUGAUGUGAGUCAAGAUGCACUGAAGGAAACCUGGUAUAUGGCAUUAACCUUCCUCUGCUUUUUCCUCUUCACCAUCAUAUUUUCUCUUGUUGUCCUCAUCAUUAAGACAAAAUAGUGACAAUCAGAAAACCGUUUUGCUUUUAUUGGAAGGAGAAAUUCUUACAUUCUUUUUGUUUGUUUGGUGUGCACAGAGUGGGUCAAUAUUUUUUUUGUUUUGUUUUGGUAUUUUUUUUCUCUUGUGUUCUUUUUUCUAGUUUAUAGCGAAUAUUUUUGGAGCGUUAUUGUGUUUCUCUUAUGCAUUUGGUGUGAGAUGUAACUGCUUUUAAGAUGAAUAAAAUGAAUGCUACCACA